UCUACUGUAGAAUGCCAACGGAACCUCAUGCCAGACAAGAGUAUGCUGUGUGGGGGAGAUCGAUUGUAAAGAAUUAUGGAAGUGGAAAGAAAAAAUUUCAAGUCCUCCAGAACUUAGAUAUAACAGUUCAGCGUGGAUGCAUAUAUGGCUUGCUAGGUCCAAGUGGUUGUGGUAAAACUACAUUGCUUCGAUGCAUUCUAGGUAAAUUGCAUUUGGAUGGAGGUCAUAUGGUUGUCCUCGGCAACAGACCUGGUGCACCAGGACAUGGAGUUCCAGGAAGUCUUGUUGGCUAUAUGCCACAGGAGACAGCACUGUUUAAUGACUUGACUAUCGGUGAAACGUUGAAGUACUUUGGGUAUAUCCAUGGUAUGUGUAAAGUACAUAUACAGAAAAGAACAGAAUUUCUACUGAAUUUUUUAUCACUGCCAAAACAGAACAGACUAAUCAAUACUCUCAGUGGUGGCCAGAUGAGAAGAGUAUCAUUUGCAGUUGCUUUAUUACAAGAACCAGAACUCCUGAUUUUAGAUGAACCCACUGUGGGUGUUGACCCACUUCUUAGAGAAAGAAUAUGGGAACAUUUAAUCAAUAUUUCCAAAGACAGUGAACAUGAAACAACAAUAAUUAUAACAACACAUUACAUUGAGGAGGCACGACAAGCAAAUAUGGUAGGCUUAAUGAGAAAUGGUAAAUUAUUGGCUGAGGACAAUCCACAGAAACUGGUGGAUGCAUUUAAAAUCAAUAGUCUAGAGACUGUAUUCUUAAAAUUGUGUCAUGAUGAUCAACCUGAUGAAGAGAUAUUAAACUGUAAUUUUUCAAGGAAUGCAAUAUUGAAUAGUCAGAAGAAAAGAAUAUCAGCUGAUAAGCGUACUGUUGUGAAUGAGACAACUCCAUUAAUUGGUGUCAGUGGAAAUUCAAAUGAUUAUGAUAUGAUGCCUCCUAAUACUCAGCUGUUUGAUUGUCGUUGUGGUUGUCCAUCAUUUAAAAAUAUAUUUGCUCAAACAGUGAAAAAUCUUACAUUAAUGAAGAGAAAUAUAGGAUUUCUGUUGUUCCAGUUUAUUUUGCCAUCAAUACAGAUAAUUCUGUUUUGUAUAUGUAUUGGAAGAAAGCCAUAUGACCUUACUAUGUCAGUUGUCAAUGCUGAAACAGGAGUCAUCAAGUUCAGCAAUAUGUUUUUAGACUGUUUAGAUACUUCAGCAAUACACAAUGUAUCCUAUAAAGAUCUGCCGUCAGCAUUAGAGUCAGUCAGAGAAGGAAAGAGUUGGGGAGUCAUCAGUAUUGGUCAAAAUUUCUCACAGGACUUACUUCAAAGAUUUACAAAUACUAAAAAUAUAUCUAACGCAACUAUAAAAGGAAGUGAAAUCAAGUUGCAUUUAGAUAUGACGAAUCAACAGAUAGCAUUAACAAUACAGCAGUCAGUCAUGUUAAGCUAUGAGAAGUUUACUACUAUAUUACUGAAAAGGUUCAAUAUGAAUCCAUCACUUGGACAGUUACCUGUAGUUCUUGCAGAACCAGUGUUUGGUACAAAUGAUCCAAGCUUCACUAAUUUUAUGGCUCCUGGAAUCAUACUCAGCAUUACAUUUUUCAUGGCUACAGGUCUGACUACAUUAGUAUUUGUAACAGAGAAAAAGGAAGGAUUACUUGACAGAUGUAUGGUGGCAGGUGUAUCAGCAUUUGAGAUUAUGUUAGCCCAUGUGUUUACACAGUUAAUUGUUAUGGUAGUACAAGUUGGUUUGUUACUGGUAUUUGCUCUUAUAGUUUUUAAGGUUCCUUAUGAAGGACCAUUAAUAUGGGUGAUACUACUUGUGUUAGGUACAGGGUUUUGUGGAAUGACAUUAGGUGCCAUUUUUUCAGCAGUAUGUGACAAUGAAACAUCAGCCAUACAGUUAGCUUUAGGUUCUGUUUAUCCAAUGUUGUUACUGAGUGGUAUAAUAUGGCCAUUAGAAGCUAUACCAGAAUGGAUGAGAUACAUAUCUAUGUGUUUACCUAUGACCUAUGGCUCACAGGCAAUGAGGUCUAUUCUCAGUAGAGGCUGGGAUAUAACAUUCAUGGAAGUAUGGAGAGGUUAUCUAGUAACUUUUGGAUGGAGUUGUGGAUUACUGGCCAUUGCUGGAUUUAUACUUCGUAUACGGCAGUGAUAACUUAGGACCAUUUAGUGGUUAAUGUCUAUGAUCUCUUGGAGCAAUAUUGAUAUUUGUUUCCAUUUAUGUCUUUCAAGAAUAUUUUUGUAGGGAAGAUUUUUAAUUUGUAAAUUGCCAUCAGUAUUGUAUCCCCUAUUUAGCUCACUAAAUUGUUCAGUAUCAGCUAUUUAUGUCACCACUUGGCAUCCAUAACCUUUCUUUUAAUAUCUUUAAAGCAUUUUCUCUGAAACAAUAGUGCUAGUUGAAAGCAGAAUUCCAUUAAUUAGUUGGAUGCUUAGAUUCAAAAUGUUUUUCUUUUUUCUCCAUACCUGUUGCUUUAAAAAUACAAAAAAAUUAAAGAAACCUGUAAAACAACCAUUGGCACUAGCCUUCUAACUUAGGGAAUAUGAUACACUGAUUAUUUACUUUAAUUAUAAUAGUUGACAAUCCUAACUACUUCCAAAUAGAACUACCAUAGGUACUAGAAAAAGACAAUUUAGAAUUAGACCAGACUUCAAAAACUGGAUGCAAACAUUGGAGUUAAUUAUAUAUAUGACCAAAAGGAAAUCAUGUAUUAACACUUUGAAACCAUUGUAUUAUGCCUAAAUGAUAAAAUAUAUAUAAUUUUUGUACAAGACUGCUAUUAUUAUAGAACAAAGCUUCUUCUGGAUACAAUUGGAUGAACAAUUUAACUGUUUCAUAGAUUAAACUAGUGUUAGUAUGUUCCCUAGAAGUUGUGUUUGUUUGUACAUAGAAGGAUCCAGAAGUUUGAAAUUAAGGGUACAAGUUUAGAACAUGAUGAUAGCUAUACUGAUAGCAUCUCUGGUCACAUGUCUUAUUGUGCACUAUUUCCACAGAAUAUUGAGCUGCCACUUAAUGUUAUAUGGAUUCUAUUUUGAAUUUUUUAUACUUUGUUAUUUUGAAAACUUUACUUGCAUAAUCACUGUACAAUUUACACUGCUAGUUUGUUUUGUUGUUAUUGAAUUUGAGAAUUUAUAUUAAAACUUUAUCAUUAUCUGUAAUUACCAAACAUGAAUUUUUUAUCAGUAUUAAUGAUGUAAUUUUUUUUUUUUAUUAAUAUGCAAUGUGUGUGUAACUUAUGUUUUUUUUGCAAAUAUCAAUGAAAAACAUAAAAAUUAUUUUCUAUAUGCUCUUCAUACCAAAUAGAUUUCCAGAUUUCAACACUUACGUAUUGAUUGCCUGGCAACUCAUAAAAUUUCUCAAUUUGGCUAAAUCGUUUCUAAACAAUAAGGACAUGAUAAGUGACACAUUGUGGAUUAUUUAUUAUUUGUGUGAUACCAUUGUUCAUGGGUUUUGUGGGUAUAGGUUAAAUACGACUAUAAAUACUUCAACAAAGCGCACUUUUUCUAUAGGCUUGCAUGCAAACUUUGGCAAAACCACGAAAUCAAAUUUUCACAAAAAUACGAGCUUUCCUCAAUCCACCAAAAUGAAAUCCACAGUAACUGAUAUUGAAAAUUUCAGCAAUCACUUAAGGAAUGGUUGAAUCAAAGCAAGUUCAUCUACUUUGGAUGUUUUAUAAAUCACAGGAUACUAAAUAUUGUUCUAUUUUUAGAAGUGGUGUUUUCCUAGUCAAUUGCUACAAAUAUAGCACCUCACACAAUGCAUUCCCUUUUGGUGAAUACCGCAUAAAGAAAGAAAUGAAAUCCAAUGGAAAUGCAGCCAUUAUUAUAAAAAAAAAAGUCAGAAUCAAUUCUUUACAAAAUUUUUUAAAAUAAACAAGAUGUCCUACACAUCAGUGAUGUAUUGAGGUAGGGCUUGUAAAGUGUAUGUCCCCCCCUAUUUUGUUAAGAAAAAAAUUUUCUUACUAAGCUCUGCUGUAUUUUAUCAUUACAGACAAUGACACGCUCAUUUCCUUUAUGUUGAUAAAGUCCCAAAAUAUUGAAAUUUUUAUGAUGCCAUUUCAAGAUAACUUAGAAAUUCGAGGUGUAGGAUUGUACACUGAUAUAUAUUCAAUGAAAAAUGUUAUGUGAUCUAAAACUUUCCAUAUACAACAGAUAUAUAUAUAAUCCUCAUUUGAUAUAAACAGUUAUAUUGUAUGCCAAACACCUAGUCAAGACUAUGAUAUUAUCUAUUAGUUUGAUGUUAAUACCACAACUAUCUGUAAUGAAUAAUUGACAAACAAUCUAUCAAUACAAAGAAACAGAAUAUAUAGAAAAUUUGUUCUUGAAAACCACUUUAUUGUUCAUGUAAAACAAGCUUUAAGUUUUAUUGAGACCUAUUCUAAAUAACUGACAAUUCCUUUUGGAAAUGGUAACAGGAUAGACAAAAUCUUGCAUAAACUAUCAAAAAAUGUUUCAAUGUAUUAUUGUAUUACAUUAUUAAGACUGCAUUGUUUGAUGUUGUUCAAUGAGUAUUGGUUUAUGAUUUGAUUAUAAGAUGAUGGUUUAAACUAGUAACUUUUAUUCAAUUUUUUCUUUAAAUGACCCAUGUAUGUUUUUAUUAAUGCAAAAACUAAAGGAUGAUUAAACAAUUCAAUUCAAUAUUUAUUUACAUCUCACCUGUUGCAUACAAAUAAAUAUGCAUAGUCAUUAAAGAUACAUUUUGGUUUAUACAUUAGCCACUCUGUACAGUUUAUGAGAGACUAUAACAGCGAAAACAAUAUGUUUAUACAUUAAAAAUUAAACAUGAAUAAUAAAAAUGUAAAAAUUGUGGUAUUAUUUACAAUAUAAAACUUUUCAGAAUAAAGUUACAGGUUUUGGCACAUAAUCUAAUAAUAUCUUGAUUCAUGAAUAAAAAUACCAUUUUCUGACAGUCUGUUAAACUAUUAAAAUUUUCAUCAAUUUAUAGAUUAAGUGAAAAGAAUUUGGCUAAGACCAUUAUAAACAGGACAAUGUAAAAUAACAUGUCAGUAUUCUAUCUUUCUCUUCUAAGUUUUCAAGUUUUGAUAGUAUUUCAUGAGGACCUGGAUGGGGUCUAAAGAACAGAGGAUAAUGGGCCAAUACGUACUGCAGAAAAAUGGUCCAAACAAAUAAAGAAUAGAGAAAAUAAGGCAAAAGAAAAUAAUAAAAAAAAAAUUAAAUGCUGAAAUAUAUAGAUAAGAGAAUAAUGAGAAAAAAAUAUGAAGAAUAAAGAAAAAUGACCGAAAAAAAUAAAGAAUACAGAGAUAAAGGACCCCCCCCCAUAAUCCAGACCCUGAGUGACAGUUAUUAGGGUAAAAUCUGUAUUUAUAUGGGUUAGAUGGAGGAACAGUUUUUGGUUUUCUUGUUAAUACUGCACAGAAAAACAGGUUAAAACGGUAGGAAAGCUAGUAGCUAGGUGAUUCAAAUUUUUGCUCACUAUUAUAAUGUGAUUUAUGAAUAAAUUGCCACUAAAUGUAGUGUCUGAUCUUGAAUUUUGACAAAUUUGCUGACAAGUAUUUGUUGUUUCAUAAAUCUUGCACUUUUUUGUUGUUGACAGAACACAUAUAUACCAAGAGAGUUGAAAGAGAAUUUAGAUCUUUUGUUUUUGUUUAUUUAUUACAAAUAUCAUUAUUUGACAAUAAACAAAUAGAUGUUUUUGUAUUUGUAUUCUGUUUAAAACUUUAGAUAUAUAAUUUGUUAACAAAAUGUAUAUAAAUAAAAAAAAAACUAACAUGA
Mytilus californianus (California mussel) is the source of this 5713-nucleotide messenger RNA. RefSeq names its product ABC transporter G family member 20-like. Gene Ontology annotation, molecular function: ABC-type transporter activity; ATP hydrolysis activity; ATP binding. Gene Ontology annotation, cellular component: membrane; ATP-binding cassette (ABC) transporter complex. Gene Ontology annotation, biological process: transmembrane transport. The transcript is spliced from 20 exons. The record is from RefSeq and is a predicted model, not a curated record. Bases 12 to 2135 code for a protein of 707 amino acids. NCBI's taxonomy places the organism in Eukaryota, Metazoa, Mollusca, Bivalvia, Mytilida, Mytilidae.